Molecule: messenger RNA, 579 nt
Organism: Bipolaris zeicola 26-R-13
Lineage: Eukaryota; Fungi; Ascomycota; Dothideomycetes; Pleosporales; Pleosporaceae
Exons: 4
Coding region: 1-579 (192 amino acids)
Source: RefSeq, a predicted model, not a curated record
AUGACCAACGCAGACGAGGCAGUCAGGCACCAGGCUGUCGUGCCGGACAAGCUCCCCACCGGAGAGUACCCUCUCAUCGACAAUGACCCACACCUUAGCCGCGUUUUGCGGUACACCCGCCCCUCCGACUGGGCCUACGGUGCCGCCCUCGGAAGUUUGAGCCCUGGAUUGAUGCUUUACUGGGAGAAGGUGUCGCCCUCCAUGGUCGGCAAGGGUGGUUUCGCCCCCGUCUUGCGAUUGACCGGCGCUGUUGGAGUGGCUGGAUGCUUUAUGUUCGCCUAUUCGAGGUCAUGCAUGCGUUUCUACGGUGCGCGUGAGAAUCGGCGCGAGGUGGAGAUGGACAUGCGCGAAAUGGUCGACAAGGUCAAGAAGGGCGAGCCGCUGUAUGGAAAGUCGGAAAUGAGCGAGUACAUGCAGGGAGUCGCUCACCGAAACUCGCGCUUUGCCGCUACAUUUGGUCACGUUCUCCCAUGGCCAAACCUCGUCAACCACCCCUACCAUGGUGUUGACACCGCAAAGUACUACCGACAGGCUGAGUUGGAACUUGAGCAGGAGAGGCUCGCCCGCGAAGGUCGGUAG